AUGCCUCCAAAGAAAGCGCCUCCUAAGAAAGGAGGGGAAAAGGAGGAGGCACCGAAAAAAGAAGCUAAAGGAGGCACAGCAGUGAAAGUUCGACAUAUUCUAUGCGAAAAGCAGAGCAAAGCUUUGGAAGCCAUAGAGAAGUUGAAAUCUGGCAUGAAAUUCCAUGAAGUCGCUGCUCAGUACAGUGAGGACAAGGCACGAUCUGGUGGCGAUCUUGGCUGGAUGACUCGUGGUUCUAUGGUGGGCCCGUUUCAAGACGCCGCUUUCGAUCUACCGAAGAGCACCUGUGACAAGCCCAUCUACACCGACCCACCUAUUAAAACUAAGUUUGGUUAUCACGUGAUAAUGGUUGAGGGGAAGAAAUGA
Molecule: messenger RNA, 366 nt
Organism: Ostertagia ostertagi
Lineage: Eukaryota; Metazoa; Nematoda; Chromadorea; Rhabditida; Trichostrongylidae
Source: the annotation of a GenBank genome assembly